UCGGAAUUUAUAUAUUGAAUUUGUUAAAUUUAAAUUCCUUAAAAAUGUAAAUCUUUAAAAGUCAGGCUCCUUCCGAUGCGUUAUAAAAGAUAUAGGAAUUACGAUCACUUAUUAUAUUUGCCAAGAAUGGAUUUACCAAUGAAAGAGAUAAAAAAUGGAUUUCUAAGCGUAGGCUUUUGCUUGCGCACAGCGAACGCGGAUCUAAUUAUUGCAACUUGCAACGCAUGCAGGCUCCGACAGUCCCUCUUUGCACUCUUGCGUUGUUAUGUUCACGAUUUGAUUCUAUUUCGCGAAUGUUUACGCGAAAUGCAUGGAAUAGAAACAGAAAAUUGCGGACAUAGCACGGAACACAACCAGAGAAGCAUAGACGUAACUAUUUUAUCUCUCGAGUAGUUGAGCAGAUAUAGCUACGUAGUUCAAUGUUUGCGAUCAUAGACACGUGGCGUAUCGUCUAACAAUUAGCAAUUGUAUCGAAUGAUUUCAAACUGCGAUAAAAAGAUUGGAUUGGAUAGUUAUAAAGAGUACCUACAAAUUUUUUAAGAAUAUUAACAGGGCAAUCUAGAGAGGAAAGGCUGAGAUAAGGAAAUAGAGGAUCUGUGUUAUAUAUAACUUUCUUUAGGAUUGAAAACACGUAGCCGGAGCAAUCUGGCACUCUCCAUCCGG
Molecule: messenger RNA, 663 nt
Organism: Pogonomyrmex barbatus (red harvester ant)
Lineage: Eukaryota; Metazoa; Arthropoda; Insecta; Hymenoptera; Formicidae
Source: RefSeq, a predicted model, not a curated record